Messenger RNA from Coccinella septempunctata (seven-spotted ladybird), 1362 nucleotides. Its product is annotated as organic solute transporter alpha-like protein. NCBI's taxonomy places the organism in Eukaryota, Metazoa, Arthropoda, Insecta, Coleoptera, Coccinellidae. Gene Ontology annotation, biological process: transport. Bases 239 to 1264 code for a protein of 341 amino acids. The transcript is spliced from 6 exons. The record is from RefSeq and is a predicted model, not a curated record. Gene Ontology annotation, molecular function: transporter activity.
UUUGUAGGCCAUUCAGAGCGAUAUGUUGCUCGGCGUUAACGAUAUUAAAAAAGUAAAAGUUGGUACAAUAUCCAGCAGACGGAAUUGUAGUGUCAAUAUAGAACGAUUAUGAGGGAUUACAAGAGCUCACGUUGUUUGUCUGAGUGUAUUCAUUAGAAUUUUCACGCAUGGGAAAUGUAAGCCGGGCUUGUUUGUUGUGUGUUUCAAAAGUGUGGUGUUGAAAUAGAAGUGUAGAAAAAUGCCAACCCUAGUGAUAUCGAAAAAUAUAUCAAAAUGUGCUUCGGACAAUAUACCGUCGAUUUCCCUGUAUAUGACAGCCACCAAUAUCUAUGGAAUCUCACUAGUCUCGAUAGGAUCUCUAGCUGUGAUCGCAGUUCUGGUUAUAUUUUUGGACACUUUGAAAUACAUAAUGAAGAAUUCUUCGUCGAGAGUGAAAGCACAUUCCGCUUUCAUCACUGGAGUUUAUCCGGUGAUAGCCAUAGCCACAUUUUUCGUCAUAUUGGUUCCUAGAGCUCAUUUACUAGCUGAGGCCCUUACCCAAGGUAUGUUCAUGUUUGGUAUGUACCAAUUAUGGUGUUUAUUCGUCGCAUAUUGCGGUGGAGAAGCCGAAUUAGUUCAAAAAUUGAAGCCUGGAACACUAACCCUCAAAGUUGGACCAUGUUGUUGCUGGCCCUGCUGUAUCUGCUUACCCACCCUUAAUGUUGAGAAAAAAACAUUGCAUUAUUUGAGGAUAUUAGUACUUCAGCUUCCGAUAGUACAAGGUUUUGUAUAUAUGAUACUCCUAGUCAUGUGGGCCGAAAGAGAGAGCCUCUACCAAGUUAAUUACAUGUAUCUCCAACCGAUAAUCAUAGUUUCCAUAUUAUUGGGAAUUUGGGGAAUGCUGAUGACGAUCAACAUACUGAAAAACGUUCUAGAAGAUGAGUUCUUACUGACUCAGAAAUUUUUUGUCUUGCAACUGGUUUUGAUUUGUGCGAAAUUACAGGGUUUGAUAACUAGGGCUUUAGUGUGGACAGAUGUCCUUCCUUGCAAGCCACCUAUCACACCAUCAGUUUAUGGAAAUCUGAUACACAACACACUGAUGCUGGCUGAAAUGCUACUGUUAGCCUACUUUGCUAAUAAACUGUAUAAAAAAGAAUUGCCAGAGAGCAGACUGAAAGAUAUCAAAACAGUGGGUACCACAACAGAUUUCGAAAAAAAAGUGUGGAACACAAUGGUUGCAUCAACAGGACAAAUUAACAAAGGAGCAGACUUUAGUGAUGGAUGAAAAUCAUAAGAAAUUAUUGUAAAUAAAAAUACAGUAAAGAAUAUAAGAAAUGUAUUAGAAACUGGUCAAUAAAAAUGAGUUACAUUUUUAUCUAAAUA